AUGGGUGAAAAUCUAACACAAUUCCAUUUCUUUGAGCCAGAGAAAUCAGAAAAACGAAUGAAUAAACCAAAAAAGAGAGAACCAAAUAUGUUUAUUUCAUACCGUAAAGAAAUGAUGAAACAUAAACCACCUAAUAUGCAAAUGACUGAAUACAGCAAACUAGUAUCAAAAUGGUGGCGUAACCUCUCAGAAGGCCUCUCAAACUUUGUACAAGAUCUCCUAGAAACAUUAUUCAAAGAAGAAGGCGUAGAAGGCAAAAAUUCAUCAUCAAUGAAGAUACAUUGA
This is a messenger RNA of Funneliformis mosseae, 285 nucleotides long. The record is from the annotation of a GenBank genome assembly. Lineage: Eukaryota; Fungi; Glomeromycota; Glomeromycetes; Glomerales; Glomeraceae.